AAAACAACGACAAUACUGUAUAUAAUAAGUAUUUAUAAAAUGAGAUUUCAUGUAUAACCAAAUAAGGGGACAAACCUAUAAACUAUUAGGUGUGUUAGGCAUACCAUCGGCAGCGGCUGCGGUAGUCAUACAAUUGGCAUACAAUCGACGCCAACAACAACAACAACAAUCCUCACAUCCUCAUCAGUGGUGGUGGUUAAGACAUGCCAGAGCCCGGGCAGUCAUUGGCGAUGGUAUUGAUAUCCGAUAUGUUUACGAUGUUUGCCAUAAAUCGAUAGUCAUGUGCACACAAAUCAUCGCAGAUAUAGCGGAUGAAGAACGCUAUGGUAAUUAUGGUACAGGUUUUCGUUUGACCAGAUCCGGUGAUGAUGAUCUGCUAAUGAUAACCAAUGCUCAUACAGUCCAGGGAUGUCCUAUAGUGCUGAUCGAUGUCUACUAUCAGAACCAAUGGCUAGAAUUGUACGGCCGAUCAGUCUAUGUUGAACAGCAUCUGGAUCUGGCACUCGUCCAACUGGUGGUGGCGGCCAACACUCGCGAUGAUGAUUAUGGCGUCUAUAAACCCCAGUCGUUUGCAUUGGCCAACGAUCGGGUACUGGCAUCGGAUAAACUGGGCGACGAAAUUGUUGCCUACGGUCACGGCGAUAUAGAUCAUACAGUACAUCCGGGUAUCGUAUUAGCCACUGGUAUGCCGAUGAAUACCGUAUCCUUAUCGGUAGGCGACUAUCAUGUAUUGUUGGUAACUGUCGCUACUGAUCAACAAGUAGUUGUCCAUUCAGGACAUUUGUUUUCCGGCUUUUCCGGCGGUCCCCUAAUCGAUAACCAGUUGAACAUUGUUGGUGUCAAUUGUUUCCGUGGCCUAUAUAAUCGGCAAUUUAGUAUACCGUUUCGCUAUUGUAAUGCUAAUACACCCACCCAUACACCCCUCCCCCAUAUAUCAAUAAUUUUUUGUUUUGUUUAUGUUAUUGUCGUACAUAUAAUACAUAUGUAUUAUGAAUACAGUUAGCGA
Oppia nitens is the source of this 1006-nucleotide messenger RNA. RefSeq lists its product as uncharacterized. Bases 50 to 1003 code for a protein of 317 amino acids. The transcript is spliced from 3 exons. Lineage: Eukaryota; Metazoa; Arthropoda; Arachnida; Sarcoptiformes; Oppiidae. The record is from RefSeq and is a predicted model, not a curated record.